Messenger RNA from Eurytemora carolleeae, 2651 nucleotides. Its product is annotated as protein enabled homolog. Bases 196 to 2481 code for a protein of 761 amino acids. The record is from RefSeq and is a predicted model, not a curated record. Lineage: Eukaryota; Metazoa; Arthropoda; Copepoda; Calanoida; Temoridae. The transcript has 12 exons.
CAAUGUUUACAAUGGCGAAAUCGUUUCUGUGAUUCACUCAUUUGGAUUAGUCGCUACUGUUAGCUAACAGAGAAACGGUUUAAUUUCGUGAUAACAUUUAGUUGAACUUAAAUCUUAUUUAUCUUUAGAACGAUGUGAUAUAAACCUAGAUAGUUUUUACGUGGUGCGGAGCCGUUUGCUCUGAACUGCUAGGAAAUGCACGAGAUAAAGUCAAGGACUGAUACUGAGACUUCACCUCUUUCUGCAGAAGCUGUCCGGGCAGAAAUCCGCAAAAAUCCGUUUUUCGGAAAAAGAGUCCGGAACUUUGACGGAGAAAAUCCACGAAAAUUUCAGAAAAUCUCUGAAACUGUGACACGUAGAAGUGUGUCCCAGCCAGUUUUUAGUGAUGAAGCAGCAAACUGGUAUAAAGAUGUCGAUUAUCGACCAAAAUCGAAUAUAUUGACGCAAGAUAUUCGACCUACGUCGAGUUUAUCGAGCCUCGAUGGCAAAUUUUCAUCUGAAUUCUGGUCGAAUGUUCGACAGGCCUCAGCAGCAGCCUCUUCUCCAUUACCUGGAACCUCGAGAACCUCAAAAUCUACCUCAACAGACUCGAAAUCGGCCUUUACGGCCUCGAAAUCAACUCCAGAUUCCUUUAAAUCAACGUUUAUAGCCUCAAAAUCAACCAAAGAUGCCAUACUCCAAUCAUCAAAUGCUGUGAAAAAUAAAUCUACCGAGGCUGAUUUUUUAUCUUCAGAGGAUGUGGAUGACCCCCCAGCCAUAUCUGGAGAUGACCAAGGUUUCUUGGUUACUGGUCCGCCCUCAAGUAGUCAGGAUGUUGCGAACAAGUCGAAUCCGUCCGGUCCUGUUUAUGAUUACAAUUACUCUGAGAAAAUGUUCUGUGGAGAAACUGAUUCCUUCAGAAUCAAAUUCAAACUUCAAGAUCUGCAUAAGGACUGGGAGAUUGAUGAUGAGGGGGAGGAACUCCUGAGGAAAGAGCAGUCCUCUAAAUAUGCUCAUCUUUACAGGAGGAAACCUUGUAAGAUAUCAACUGUUCUCAACGCCAGGCCGGGCACUCAGCGGAGACUUCAACGAAGUAACCUGGCGAAUAUCUGUGACUUCUACACAGACGACCUCGAGGUCUCAGAUACAGAGCAGGAGGCUGUAGAGGAGGCUGUCAGGGCAAAUAACCUCCAUCAGAUGGAGGAGAAAAGUAUCAAUAAGAAACAUCCAAACAGGAAUGUGUCAAAACAUUUUCCUAGACGUCAAAACUUCAGUGAACGUCAGCUCCAGGAGUUUUAUCGUAAAUAUAGUGAGGACAAUAGGAUUUACUCUAAGAGUAAGGUUUGGGAUGACAAUGUACUGGACGCUAUUUUCUCAGGGUUAGAGAAACUUACAAGAGAAAGGAAUACUGCAGAAGACACGGAAACAUCACUGACUUACGAUCAAGAUUCUCCGGCACCGAUUUCGGCGGGCAAUUCUCCGACAUAUAGUUCGCCGAAGUAUGGACCAUCUACUUCCUUUGUGCUCGGUCAGGGACAGUUUGUUCGUCCUGUCACACCCUCUAGUUUAGGACGAAGUACUUCUCCAGAACUACCUAGCAUUCGAUCAAGUACUCCAGGACUAACUAGCAUUCGAUCAAGUACUCCAGGGCUAUCUAGCAUUCGAUCAAGCACUCCUGAACUACCUAGCAUUCGAUCAAGUACUCCAGGACUACCUAGUAUUCGAUCAUAUACUCCAGGGCUAUCUAACAUUCGAUCAAGCACUCCUGAACUACCGAGCAUUAGAUCAAGUACUACAUGUAUGCCUUGUGUUGUGACCCUCAGUACUCAGAGUUCACUUAUCCGUCCUUCACCUUCUAGAUCUUCAUCCUCUCCAGUUCUAAACCUGGUUCCUGUGAGUAUUGAGAACCUACCUUGGAGAAUCCGAAACCGUGGACUCCAUUCCGUCUCACCCCUUCCACCCACUCCGUCCCCGUCCUUGGAUCAAACCGCAGUAUUUUCCCCGAUGCCCCCGCUCUCUCCUCUCCCCGUCACCACCAACUUUGUCUCAUCCUCUGGUCAAUCAAAACCUUCUGAAACUCCUCUUAACUCAUUUUCAAAUAUUUUCCUACCUCUUACUCCUACCCCCACCCCUCCUUCUGUCCCAUCCUACCCUUUCGCUCUUACUCCGACUCCUUUUAGUGUAUCCAAAAGCUCCUCUAUUAACUAUGCUCCAACGCUUUCACCAAUACCGUUUCCUGCAAGUAGUUCACCGAUACCUAAACACAUCCCAACUACGCCAGAUAUCCCAACUUCCAACCCAUAUCCAAUCUCAACUUCGAAACCAUGUCCGAUCAAAACUUGUAUAGAUAUCCCAGCUUCAACAGAGUCGACGCUGCCUCUUCCUCUUGAAGAUUUUCUAAGAGUUAUGAGAACACCUCUUCCACGACCUCACUCACCUAUACCGCCCUCUCCCACCCCACCUUCUCCCAUACCUUCCCCAUUCCCUCCAUUAUUAGAUUAGAAUCUUUAUUGUUAUAAUUGAUCUCGCUUCCAUUCUGUCAAAGAAACCUGCCAAAUUAUCUCUUUGUUUUGCGGAUUUUUGUAAUUCAGUUUAAUUGUAAACUUUGUAAUAUGUGCAAUAUUAAGAGAGCUUUAUCAACAAAUAGAAAAUAUAUUUUCAUUUAUUUUGAA